GGAAGCCGCAAUGACUAUGUGAGCCACGAAAGAAAACUCCACAAAAGACUUUUCAACAGCAGCGAUUAUUACAGCGUUGACCUGCUUCCUAGACUUGAUAAGUCUCACGUCAUCAACAUUAGGUUCGGAUUCGAACUCGUCAAAAUAGUAGAAGUGGUGAGGUUUUUAACAAUUUUUAAAAGAGCAACUAGUUCAUUUCCGCCCUCGGUAAUGGGUGAUUCUGCGUUCUCACUCACGAAGAUCUCCUUUAUCAAGAUUUAUUUUCAAGUAAGAUGUCCUCCAUUGUUAGGAGACAUCAUUUCAGAGUUCGCCAUGCCCCAAAGCAGAGCUCCCGUGUUAAAUUUCUACCCAUCUACUUGAAAACAAUCAAAUUUUGACCAUUGUAAUUAUCAAAAUUAAUAGCUAUGACACAAAGAAUUUAUCCGCGAAGCAAAAAUCAUCAACUGGCCCCGGUUGUUCAAACCUUGGAUAGCGCUAUCCACCAGAUAAAUCACUAUCCAGUGGAUAAGUAUUAGGAAAACCAAUUCCGCUACUGUCAGUGGAUAGAGAGUUAUCCAGCGGAUAACGCUAUCCACCUUUCGAACAAUUGGGACCUGGCCAGCAGGAAAAUUCAAAAUACUUGAUCUUGAUCUCGAUGAGAAGUGCACCUGCGAUAUUGUCAUAUGAAACAGGUCAGCGGAUGCCAGUCUUUAAAGGAACGAUAGUAUGGAUUUCCAAAUGAUCGCUUGGAAGAUCUGUAAGGGUGAUGUUUCACAUUGGUUUACCUGGUGAAUUUGACGCCCAUUCGAAGUACGCUCACGUGACAACCAAAUGUUCUCGAAAGAUGGAUGCCACAUUUUUCUAACUACAGCCAAGCAAGGAGCUCCGCUUAAAUUUAGGAUGAUUUUGUAAAACCGGCCCGUAAUCAGGAAGUGUAAUCGCAGUUUUUUGUGGGGGCGAACAACGUGGCUUUGACGUUAAAGUGGCAAGAUGAACCACUUUAAACUGAGAACGCUGCUAGGCGGCUUUUAUCCUAAGAGAAAUUCAUUACUCCACCUCAAGAUGCUUUUACAAACGUUUGAUUUCUCGGCUGAAGUUUUGCAUUAUUGGCAAUCAUAUUAGAGUGCUUAAGUGAUGCAUUUCGAUGAAAAAAGGAAACGAACAAGUAAAAACACCAUUCAUGAUUACAAGAACGUGUGUAUUUAGAAACCCUUAGUCAGUUAUAUUAGAACUGUUAUUAUCUCUUGGCCCAUGUAAGGAAAUCCAAGACAGUCUUGGAUUCUGGAUUCCCCGCCAUGAAUUCCGGAUUCCAGGUACUGGAUUCUAGUCACUGUAAGUGAAAAUUGGAUUUUGGAUUCCAAUCUUUAGUGGGAUUCCGGAUUCCUUGAGCUGUAUUGCAGAUUCAAAAGCCUAGGAUUCCGGAUUUCAUAAGCAAAAUUUUCCCGGAUUCCAGAUCCCGGAUCAUUCCAUUCCAUGGGGCAAAUCUCUAGCUGCAAAGAAAAUACCGAUGCUUCUUUUUAUUAUCAGUGUAUUUAAUGGUUUCUUUAACAGAACGCAAAAGAACAGUCCAUUAUAGUCAUCGCCUGGGUUACUCAGGUAAGUUUGAUCAGUGAUAUUAAAAUCACAGAUUAACUUAAAGCCCCGUGCAAACGGACGCAACAUUGUUGGAUAUUACAUGUAGCGUCCGUUUGCACACCCUGUUACAUGUUGUUGCGUGUUGUUGGGAGUUGUUGCGCAGAGCUUGGAACCGGUCAAACUUUUAGCUAGGUGCAAACGGACGCAACAAGUCCCAACAUUGUUGCCCCAACAAUGUUGGGAGUUGUUGCGUCCGUUUGCACCUAGCUAUAGGUAAAGUAUAUCAGUAAUCUCAGUAAUCGUUACCCUGUGAAAACCGUAGCCGACAUUUCGGGAUACCACCUCGUUACCCCAGGAAUAAACCAGGAGCGGUUGCGUAAUGUCAACCGUUUCUUCAACCUUGUCCCAUAUAUCCCUUACCGUAUUUAUUCGAAUAAGCGCCCAACCUCGAAUUAGCGCUCACCUCGAAUAAGCGCCCAUCCUAAAGGCAGAAAAAGUUAAUAAGCACCCAGCCUCGAAUAAGCGCCCACCCCUCCUCCUCAAAAUCAAACUCAAAUAAGCGCUUACCCCCACCCCACCCACUUUAGUGAAUAAAUUCUACUAAGAGACUUCCCCGAGGACGGAGUUUUCUUCAGAGUAUUUUACAGAAACCUUGCUUUGUUACUUCUUCGCGUUUUGUUAUUAGCUUUUUGUUGUUCUGUUGCAAAAUAAACAUACUUCACUUGCUGAAAAUGGUGAAAAUUUAAUAAGCGCCCAGCCUCGAAUAAGCCCCCACUCUCAAGGUCCAAAAAUUUAAUAAGCGCCCAGGGCGGUUAAUCGAAUAAAUACGGUAAUCACGUACAAUAAAAAUGACUGGAAACACUGAUCAUAGUAUUAUAUAGGCGUGGCAUUUAUAAAGAGUUAGUAUAAUGUGCUAACAAAGUAAAUCACAUCAUGAGAUCACAAGAAAAAUUUCGGCUGUUGCUAUUCAUGUUUACCCCUUAGCGUUGGGAAAAUCCUUUGCUGCGUUGGAACGAAUCCGAAUUUGGUGGAAUAGAAAAAAUCCACUUGGAAGCAAAGAGGGUCUGGGUUCCAGAUAUUCUUCUUUAUAACAAGUAAGUUGUUCACGGUUUUCCCUUUAUCUAAGUAUUAGUGCACAGAUAUUAAAGUACAAGCCGCCUUUCAAAAGAAUAAGAGCACUCUAUUUUUACGGAGUCCGGUAGUUAUGUGCUUAAUCCCUUAACUCAACAAAUCACCCAAUUUCACAUUUUAUAUAGCAAAAAGUGAAAGUACUGCUGAUUAAGUUUCAUUUGAAUAGUUACAGCAUGUAAUUUCGUCCACAGACUCAAAACUUAGAACCACCCUAUGUACCUACAAGACUCCAUCACCUACUCUGAAAGGGUUUAAGACACUCGAGGGCUGAAAUCCUGGAGUGUGGUGGUUGUUAACUUUUUUAAUGUUCAUUCAGAAUCAGAUGACCGUUAGGCGAAAAUGAGACUCGAAAAAUUUCGACGAACAGAUGAAGCAACAUUCGUAACUCGGUCCCACUCAACAUACUUUAGUUUAACUUUAGCGAAUGCUUCAACAUACGAUAUCGGAAAUUUCAAUCAUUACCUUAUUAUUUUUAUCAGAGAAAAACAAUCACUUAUGGAUGAUUUUUUGUGGUCGUUUGCACUAAAGAAUACUAUUAAUAAUAACAAUAAGAACACGAUAACGAUAAUAAUAAUAAUAAUAAUAAUAAUAAUAAUAAUAAUAAUAAUAAUAAUAAUAAUAAUAAUAAUAAUAAUAAUAAUAAUAAUAGUAAUAACAAUGAUCGCCAUUAUCCUUCUUCCACAGCAAUGACGAUGAAGAUCAUUUCGUAGGUGGCCGAACCACUUUUCGGUCAGGGGUGACUUUGAAUUCUAACGGAACCACAACUUGGAGCAACCCAAUGAUGUUCACAAGUGUGUGCCAAAUAAAUGUGAAAUACUUCCCCUUUGAUAUUCAAAAAUGCCACCUGAAAUUUGGCUCAUGGAAUUAUGAUGCCCAGACGUUAAACAUCACGCCAAUGAAUUACAAAUUUCCAAGCAAAGAUUUCCAAGAAAAUGGCGAAUGGAAAGUUACCAUGGUUAAAAUAAAGCGAAAGGAGGAGAUGUAUCAGUGCUGCACAGAACCAUACGUAGACGUCACAGUUACCAUUAAAAUGGCACGACAGAGCAUGGAUUACUUUAUCAAAUUCAUUCUUCCGUGCUGUUUGAUUUCCUCCAUGAUUUUUCUCGGGUUUGUUCUUCCUCCAGAGUCGGGAGAGCGUAUUGGUCUUAGCAUCACUGUGUUGUUGGCGAUGACCGUGUUUCAACAGCUGACGUCCGAAAUCAUGCCGCCUUACGACUUCCCCAUCCUUGGGCAGUAUUAUUUUGCCAUCAUCUUAGAGAUUGGAGCAUCGGUUGUCGUCACAACGAUGAUUUUAAACUUCUAUCAUCGCACCAAUCGAAAGAUGCCUCGAUGGAUGAAGAAGCUGGUGAUCAACUGGAUCGCGGUUAUCGUUUUCUUAACGGAUACCCCCGAGACUCGAAAAAUAAAGCGUCGAAAGUCUUCCAGGCGAAGCCGUCGGAAAAUUACAAGAUUAGCAAACGACACCGCCAUCGCAAAGUUGACGGAAGACGGAAAAGACCAGCACAGCCAAGGGUUUAAUGUGACUUUUAGUGACACAAUGUACUGCGGCACUCCAUCGUCUGAGACCAUUGGCACAGAGAUGGAGAAUCUUGGCUGCCAGAACAAUUACGGAAUAAAUACGUUCCAGUUCAUGAUUAAUAACCAUGAGGGGGUAGACAAUACUACGAAAGAAGAGACUCGUUCAUAUAGGGAAGAUGGGGAACAUUUGAGCGAAGAUGAGUUGGCCAUUAGGCACUGGGAAUGGACACUCGUCGCGAGGAUUCUGGAUCGAUUCUUCCUGGUUGUUGCGGUCAUUUGCGGCAUCGUAACAGUCUCAGCGAUAUUUUUACGGGCGCCAAUGCUAUGGGACGCAUCGCCCAAAUUAACGAUAAACAACGCUGAACUAAUGAUUGAGGAGUAGGUGAUGGUGUACUCUUGCCGGCCAGCCAAUACUUUGCAAAAGUUUCUUUCAAGCUUGGGCGCUAAGACUAGAAAAUCCAAAUCGCUUAAGGUGACUCGACCCAGUUUUUUUUAGGGGGUACCAUCCUACUUUGAAGCUCUCUGGUAUCCCCACCUUUACUUUUAUCGUAAGUCUAACACAUAGAAUGGAUAACGUAUAGAUCAAUCUACAAUAAAACAUAUAAUUUUUGGCGAUCGGAGUAAAUGUCACGUGGUUAUAAUGCCACGCCCCUUGGAGGUCUGAGUCGAAAAUCUGCUGUUGCCAGCAUUUUUUCGUGAAAAUCUCUCGGCUACACAUAGUGCGCAUCAGUGCCUUGCGCUGAACAGAGUUUCACCAAAAUCGCAAAGACCCAAUUCGAGAAAUUCAGCGGAUUCCAAAUUUAGGUCAUAAUUUAUGCGAAAAUGAUAAGCAAACUUUACACGGAUUAUAUCUAAUAAACUAUGAGACUCAUCUCUGUAUUUUGGGCAUCCGUAUAACAGAUGGGUCCUUGCAAGUCAGCAAAACGCUUUAGGGCCUUGUAAAUGCGCGCGAUUUCGAGCAAAGCAAACAUAUAGAAAUUAUAGUUUUCGCUAUUUGUUGACGUUUGUCAGCGUUUAAGAGUCAAUUUCACGAAAAAAGCAUUUUCUUAAAAAUUCGUUGUUUUUUUUCCUUCAAAUUUUUUCAGGGCCACAAUUGAUUAAACAACUACCCGGACUCUGAAUUUCAUGGUCAUUGAAAAGCUGUGACAUUACCUUCUAUAAGCCCAAACUUGAGUAAACAUUGAAGAUUUUUAGCGUUUUGGCUGAGUUUGUGCUUUGGGAGUUGUCUAUUAUUUCUAGUCUGUCAUUAUACAGCAUUCUUGUUCAGCACGCGUGCAAUGACCGCGCUUGUCUGACUUCCGAAUGCUCACCGAGAUAUCAUAAAUUUGGUACAGUGAGACAGGCCAUCGCGUGAUACAUAGAGGUUUAACUAACAAUUUUUAAUCAAUUCUCGUGCUUCUUGUGUCUUUGCAAAAAAAUCAAGAAGUGCUACACACUAAGUCUACUUACUAUUACAAAAAUAUCAUUUUUUCAUAGGUUUAAUGCAAGCCAAUAAUUAAACCAACUCGUGACGGGAAUAUCUCGGUGAGCAUUCGGAAGUCAGCCAAGCGUGGUCAUUGCACGCGUGCUGAACAAGAAUGCUGUAUAAUGACAGACUAGAAACAAUAGACAACUCCCAAAGCACAAACUCAGCCAAAACGCUAAAAAUCUUCAAUGUUUACUCAAGUUUGGGCUUAUAGAAGGUAAUGUCACAGCUUUUCAAUGACCAUGAAAUUCAGAGUCCGGGUAGUUGUUUAAUCAAUUGUGGCCCUGAAAAAAUUUGAAGGAAAAAAAACUACGAAUUUUUAAGAAAAUGCUUUUUUCGUGAGAUUGACUCUUAAACGCUGACAAACGUCAACAAAUAGCGAAAACUAUAAUUUCUAUAUGUUUGCUUUGCUCGAAAUCGCGCGCAUUUACAAGGCCCUAAAACGUUUUGCUGACUUGCAAGGACCCAUCUGUUAUAAGGAUGCCCAAAAUACAGAGAUGAAUCUCAUAGUUUAUUAGAUAUAAUCCGUGUAAAGUUUGCUUAUCAUUUUCGCAUAAAUUAUGACCUAAAUUUGGAAACCGCUGAAUUUCUCGAAUUGGGUCUUUGCGAUUUUGGUGAAACUCUGUUCAGCGCAAGGCACUAAUGCGCACUAUGUGUAGCCGAGAGAUUUUCACAAAAAAAUGCCGGCAACAGACGAUUUUCGACUCAGACCUCAAAGGGGCGUGGCAUUAUAACCACGUGACAUUUACUCCGAUCGCCAAAAAUUUUAUGUUAUAUUGCAGAUUGAUCUAUAUGUUAUCCAUUCUAUGUGUUAGACUUACGAUAAAAGUAAAGGUGGGGAUACCAGAGAGCUUCAAAGUAGGAUGGUACCCCCCCCCAAAAAAAAACUGGGUCGAGUCACCUUAAACAGGGUCUGGAAGAGGUUCUCGACGGAAUACAGGCUUUGACCGCCACUCGAGAAUGAAGAUUCGCCAAAAUCGUGGCACGGGAUGCGGAUUCGGUAUUCGGGAUUGAGAUGACAGACGCUCGGAAUGCGGGAUUGUCGUGAAAAAGAAGCAUGAAUGCAGGAUCAGGAUCCCCGCCCCUCUUCCAGACCGUACUUAAACAGUGAAGGAAAAAUCAAAGAAGUAGAAAUAGGAUGCCGUAUAUAUUGAGUUCGAUAACCGUAAUAUGUUGCCCGUAAAACUAGGCUGCGCCUUAUAUUUUAUCAUUCAUAUUAUUUCGAUACCUGUUUCAAUACUCUUCCUAGUGUUUGUUGAUAUUCACAUUCGUUUCUUAUGGAACUAAAGCAGGAGCAAGAAUCGUAAUAUUGUCGAUUUGUCAUUGCAACUUGGAAUUUAACUUUGUUGAAGUAGCCUUUUACCUCACAGUAGUCGUGGUUCCGUUACAAACUAAUUCGUAAUUAUUCCUAAUUAUGAUUAAAACGUGUUACGAAAUUUUACUUGUUGUUUAUAGCAAAGGCCACAGUGAUACUAGUCCCACAUAUGGUAUUCUUGAACUCUCCUUACUUGCUCGUCAGCAAAAGAAUCGAUUGAUAGUUUUGAGGACGUAGUGAUCAUCAUCGUAACCAUUUUAUUUGAUAAAGAAGGCUAUAUCUGUCCAAAAGAGCUUAAAAGCUGAAAACUUCUAAAGGAUGCCCAACGACCGACUGUUUCCAAAUACGUCAGGAGUGUCUCAAAUCGUUUUCUCUAUAUAUGAUUUAGAAGCCUGAUUGGUUAAUUUGGAGCUGCCCUAAAAACUAUUGUUAUCUGUUCGGAUUUGUUAGGGGAAGAUUUUUCUUCUCGAAAAUUUUAGCUGGUUUUUCGUCUCAUCCGAAACUGUUACCUACCCGAAAGUUUGAGGACAUGGGAUAGCCGUACUUUCAUUAGAAGGACGUAAUUUUUAUACCGAAAUUUUCAACAGACCUCUUUUAUGCAAUAAUCGUAAUAUCUUUGUGAUAAAAUGUGAAAAACACAACCCCGAAAAUCUAUAGAAGGUUAGUUAGUAAAAAAAUUGCUAACAUCAUAGACGGGUGGAACGGUUAUCAAUACAUUUUUAGUAUUUCUCGAGCUUUAGAAAUUUCUAGGCAAUGUUUGUUCCUUCGAACAGUUAUUUCAAAGAAAUACUGACUUCUACAGCAAUACACUCACAUAGACGCACACCAUCCCACCAGGUCCACGGUCCCUACUUUCGACGAACAACAGUGUGGGCGUGGUCAUGGGUUCUUUCACGCCCCAUAAAAAUGAGAAAGGUGAAAGAGCUGUGAGACGGGGCCUGCAGUUUUUCGCCCCUCUCCGAGGAAGAUAAGGACUCGUACUUAGUAUCACAUUCGUACUUAGACGUGAAACAACAUAUAUUAAACGGAGAGAGACGCUGGAGGCCCUGAAGACGAGUUCGAGGCCGAUGAUUAUAAUAUUAUAAUAAUAUAAAUGACAAUGAUGAUAAAUAACAAUCUUUUGAUAAGUCCUUCGUAUGAUGUGAAGAAUUGUGCGGAUCUGACAGAUUAGCCUAUAACACUUCCCUAACGGUAUGCAUAAUUCUUCAUAUCAUACGAAAGCCGAAUCCAAUAAUUGUUUUAUUAUUCUGAUCCAGAAAACGCCUGCAACGUGCUCUAUUUGAAGUUCCCGUUUUCAAAAUAACUGCCUGUUCUGUGGUAAUUUCAGGAUAUGAAGGCCGAAAUGAUGUUGAUUUUAGCAGAUAUUCUUCCCUAGCAGUUGUCAUCCGUCGAGUUUUAUUUUUUGUUUCUACUUGUAACUACUCUGAGGCAGUAGUUCGGCUAUGUUGUCCUUGCAGAACGUGUGAAAUCUUUCACGAUUUUCUCUAGCUCCGCACUUUCAAAGAGCUGAACCACCGCUUCUUUGCUUGACUUCAGCAUCCCUUUUUCUGUCGAUAUCAAGACGAUUGAUGUCAAAAAUAUUAAUAACGGCAACGCUAACUGGUUUAGACUACAAAACAGUCGGGUUUUUUUCCUCAAAAUCAGUUUAGCGUAGCGUAAGAAUAGCGUCUUUCCUCAGACUCGCUCUCUGUUUUCGGCCUCGCUCCAGACCUUUUGUUUGACUGUUCGUGCGUACUUGUACUUGAAUACGCAAAAAUACGGACUAUUUUACAAUCUAUACUGGUUGUUAAGAAUCAGCCAGGGAAUGUAAGCUAAUCAGAAACGUUGAAAUAUUUUGAACGAAUAAUAAUGGUAUAAAGCACAAAGUAUCAUGCAAUUGAUCAGAGGCGCUAUUUGUAGUCUGCAUGGCAGGCGUUUAAAACGUGCUCGACAACGCGGUGGGCACGCCAGGAAGAAACCGUCUCAAGCACCUUAAAUCCCCCGAGCGUUACUCGACCAAUCUUUGGCUACAGAUGAGUCGCUGAGGGUUUGAAACCCUGAACCUGUUUAGGACAAAAAAAAUCCUAAAAUACAUACCGUGUUUAGGAUGACAACCUCAAUUUUAUUACUCUGUGUAGGACAAAGGACAAAAUGCACGCCGUCUUGUUUUUUCAAAAACCAUUUAAUAGCAAUUGCAAUAGUAAGAGCAAAUUCACGUUAUGGUCAUUGCUUUUGUAUACUUGGAGUGCAAACAAAUUUCGUCUAGCAAAUCAAAUCAAUCGUGCAGACAAUACCCUGUUUAUAAUUAGGACAGACUCGAACAACAUACGUAUAUACCCUGUUUAGGGCAGACUUACAGGAAAUUCAGUAUAUACACUGUUUAGGACACAGAGAUCAAAAACCAUACCCUGUCCAGCGGCACAUCCUUAUAUGGUCAUAUAAGGGAGUAUCCCCCCAAGCCAGAAGCAUAUAGCCCCGAUCAGGGUUAUAUGCUUCUGCCCAAGCUUAAUGCUUUAGUUUUCCUUCCUAGCAAAACGCCUGCCGUGACGCAAGCUAUUAAGAAAGUAGCCAUUCGUUUAUUGUGUUUGGACGAUUGUCAUAUAAUAUCCCCUGUUGUGUCCUAGAAGCUUAGUAAAGUAUCAACUUAAAUGAUAAUGUGCAAGAAAUUGCCAUUGUUGCCUAUUCCGUCUCCUUAACUGUACCCUAAAUGACGUAAAAUUAUGACCCUUUCGGGAUUUUUAUUGAACAACCGUCAUUUCUUCGAAAGUUUAGUGGCAAUUUUAGUUUUUCGGUCAAGGAAGAUCGUUCGAUUUUCGCGAUUUGAGACAAAACGAAUCCGCUUCUCUUAAGCUAUUGAUAAUUUGAUUUAAAUUCUGUUCACCCUGUCUGUUCGAGAUUGUGCCAUGAGUUUUCUUAAUCUCUCGACCUUUUGUUGAAGGUUGAUUACCUUUUCUGUAAUUUGGCAAAGAGACGGCUUUUUUAUGGUUGAUGAUUAAGAGGACAAGGUCUCGUUCAUAUAUUUCGAAUUAUUUGAAUAAAAUUUAUUUCAAUAAAACUGCUCCCAAUCUCUGCGAUUUAUUCGCAGGUGUCCCUCAAAAAUCCGAAUGACAUGAUUGAAAAUGAAAAACAAUUGUCAAUAUUUUUUUCUUUAUCUUUCCAGCGCGUUGUCUAUAUUACGCCCGGGGGCAAUUAGCUCUCGCUAUACUAUCCGAGGGGAGAGGAUUCAAGCUAAUUCAUUAAAAUUUAAACAAUUUUCAAAAGAAAUAAUUUACACGACCGAAAGGCGCCAGAUAUUUCAGCUAGCUUGUAUCAAUUUAUAACAGUUACCUCUCAUCGGAGCAAGGACAGAAAUCGCUUGAUGGAAUUUUUGGCGUUUUUGCUGAUUCUUGUUUCUAUCAUUCAGUUGGACACAAUCUGUGUUUGUCAAAGUAAGUUAACUUAUUUAUUCAUAAGUAUGAUUCUUACGCCUUUAAUGUAGCCAGCCGCACAUACUUGACAUGCACGAAGGAAACUAAACAAAAUGAUUACAAAACGAUAGCUUACUCAUUGCCGUCGUUCUCUUCCGUUAAAAUCCCGCAGCUUGUAUAUCCCAGUAGCAUUCAGAUUUCCUGGGACCCUCGGCUCCUUAUACCUCCCCAUGAUUCAAACCAAAGUGACUUCUCUUUCCGAGUCAAACACAAUGAUUCCACCCCUGAUAUCAACCCAAAUGCGAAGAAGCUUCCUUUUACCUAGGUAACGUAUUGAUGAAAUUGAAGGCAUGUAUGUAAGUAACUCGUGAAAUUCAACAUUUUUGUUAAAGACUUGACAUCCUUUAAUUCCCGUCAAUUCGACUUUUUCUUAAUUAUUUUUUUUCUUCCGCCUCCCAUCAGAUAAAUAAAAUCUCUAUUUACUUUACACUAUACCAUCCCAAACUCGAACCACUUAUCAUGAAAAUGCGAUAAAAAUACACUUGGUAUUGUCCCAGGGGCACCCAAUGCCAAUUUUCGGAAAAUAUCUGUUCGGAAGACGAUUUGAGAUCUAGAAUUUUCGGAACAUGUGUUGUAAAAUUUCUUGCUUGCCAGCCUCUCCUAGGAUUUUCGAACAUCUAAAAAAUGGUAUAAUUGCCCAUUUUUUAACGGAUUUUUACCCUAAAAAGGUCACCUAGAAUUUUCGGGAGCCUUUUUUCUGGCUGAAAUUUUCGAAAAGGUAAGUUUUGUUCCCUAUAAUUUUCGGAUCACUAGACUUUCAGCUAGGAAAUCCGAACAGAUGAAAAAGUUUUAGGGGAUAAUAGUAUGCCUAUAUCUACCGUUUAAAUACUAAAAUACGUUUAACAAUGCUAUGUUUAAGUGGUUUUGAACUAUAUUCUCGUUGGGUGCCCCUGUUGUCCGGCAGAUAAACCGAGACGGGUUGAAUUACAAAAAGAGGAAGAAGAUGAAGAAGUCUCCAUGUAACUGCCUUGCAACGCCAUGGAAUAAUGUCCAUAUCUGAGUACGCAUGAAACCCUAUUCAAUUCGGUUGGCGACUGCUGAAUCGACGGGGGACAGGCUAUUCAAUUCUAAUCUCUUUUUACGAAUUCUUUUUUUCCAGAAGGGUUCGUGCCGCGAGACUAAAGAUCCAAACAAUUAAAAGAGAAACCCACGACAUAUAUGAAAUUUCCGCUGAUAAAGACCACCGGACUACCUACCAAUGUAUAUAAUAUACGUAGAAUAUUAUCACCACUGAGCCGCUAAUCAAUUUUAAUUCGACAAAGGUACUACAUAAAAAAAAAUCCGAAUAAGCAUGACAAAGCAUAAAUGAGAAAUCAAUAACAAAAAUGUUUUGUAAUCAGAAGUGAAGAUCAAAUGUUCUCAAAGGAAAAACUCCUUCUUAAAUGUGCUCUAUUCAUUUCUUUUUUAAAACGACAAUUUCCCAUUAUUUUUAAUUCAAGAACUGAAGAGGAUAGAGAAGUCAAUUUCCAAUUUCUGUUAUUGUUUAAAUAAACUAUAUGGACAUUUUCUAUUAACUUGGAAAAAUGCAAAGCUUACAAAAUAUUCAUUAAAUAAAAUGACAUCUUGUAAAAAUAUCAUUCUUUUGAAGGCCAUAGAAUUUCGAAGUGUUCUUUCCCAUUUCAACAGUGACGUUUCAGAAAGCGAAGCUUUCCAUGGAUUUCUCAAGAUGUAGAACUAUCAACUUGUCGGGCAGUUAAUUUGGCCGGUGCCAAAAAGUAAAAUGAUUCAAGUGUGGUCGUUUCGCUACAAGUCGGUUCGCUGCGCAAUGAAGUCGAUUCGCUGCAAAGUUGUAGAGUCGUUUCCGCUAACUUCUCGUUAUUACCCGUUUGUUGUUUUGAAACUGUUUAAUACAUAAAGUUGGUUGCAUCGAAUUGACUUUACGAUGCAGCGAAACCACUUUGUACCGAAACGAUCGUAAUUCUUUCGGUGAAAGGGAUACAUUCAGUUGUAUAUAACCAGUGGCUACCUAUUUCAGUUGCAGAGGAGGCGAAGCGAAACGUGACGCAAGCACUUUUUACGAAAUUAUUCGAUGGCUACCAGAAAGAAUUUCUACCGCGUCUUAAUGAAUCAGAACCUGUCCAGGUGCAUUUUGAGUUUGAGAUCAUCACGAUCAAGGAAGUGGUGAGUUUUAAAAGGGACUGUCCACACUUGGUGCUCGGGAACUAGUACCUGGGUACCGGCACAAAAUGGUGUUGUGUUUACACUUUGAGUGCCCGACAUGUGACUGUGUACAUAUUUACUCCAUUUACGCCAUUUUGAAACAUGAGCUUAGCAGCGAGAACAAAGCAGUGGACUAGCCGGAACUUACAAAAAUUGCGUGAACACAGGGACACGGUGCCCACUUUGGUGCCCUAGUACAAGGUCGAGACCUUGUACUCGAGCACCGGCACCAUCGUCAUGCCCGAAUUCUUGCGUGGGUGCUUGAAAAAAGGGUGUGUUCACAUUAAUCGCCACCGAGUACCGUACUCGGGCACCGUGCCCGGGCACCAAGUGUGAAAGCUGUCUUAAAUUUACUAAGGCCCUUAGCAUGCACAAGGGGGACCACAGACCAUUAGCACUUUCAUCUUUCUGUUACCAUACCACAAACUGCCGCUUUAAACCCCAUCCACUGAUAAACCCCCAAUUGUAGGCCCAUCUGCCUGUAAAAAAAUACAUCCGAUUAUAAGCCCCGCAGGAUACAAGCCCCUCUCUGAAUUCGAUUUAUUAUGAUGUUUUCAACCCUAAUUGAAAACCAGUUAAUGAAAAUGUAUUUUGAUCAGCACUGCUAUAGAUUGUUUUGAAGCGCUUUUUCUCUUCCCGUUAAAAGCUCUCUCGGAUAGGUCCCAGUGUUUAUAAGCCCUCCUCAAACCCUUACGAAGAGGUAUAAGCCCUGGGGUCCGUUUCUCGAAAGUCCCGGUAACUUUUCGGGCCCGAAAUCAGAUUUUUAAAUCGAAAUACAAAGAAUACGAGCGCGGGUCAUGGCUAACAAACUGCUCCUUUUUGUUUCAUUAACUGAUAGUUUUAUCAUGUUAAAUGCAAAACUAUUGAAACGUCUAUCUUGCAUGUCAACAACAACAGCUUUGCGGCCCGUUAAUUAUCGGGACUUUCGAGAAACGGGCCCCAGGGCUUAUAAGCGGCAGUUUAAGGUAUAACAUUUUAGAGGUACCUUUCAGCUGACUUUUAGCUAUUCUGGUGACAUUGCUUUUCUAGUAUUUUCAGUAAGGAAUUGAAACAAAUCUUGAUUUUCGUCUCCUCUGAGAGUUGAUGCUACUUAUCUGCCUUUUUCUUUUUCUUCUUCCCACAGAAUGCCAAGGAUCAGACAAUUACAGUUUAUGGUUGGACCGAACAGGUAACAUUUAGCAUUUCAAUUUAAAACUAAGCUUACAGACUUUUGAAUAACGUAACGCUGAUAAAACACUCACCAAAGGCGAGGCAAUUGUUUGAUUACCGUAAAGAAGUAGCUAUAAAUAAAACAUACGGAUUCUUUCUAGGCUAUAAUUUGUGCGGUUUUAAGAGGGGAAUAAUUAGUAAUAACGGUCAAAUGCAUGAGUUAAUGUAUCUUUCUCUCUCCAAGAAAUGGCACAAUCCGUUACUCCAGUGGAACGCAUCUGAGUAUGGUGGUAUUAAGUCCAUUCAAACGAGUGCCGACAAGGUCUGGGUACCGGACAUACUCAUGUACUACAAGUAAGAAAAGUAGCAAUAACAUCCGCACGCACACAGGACAAGCCAACCCCUUUAUUCUGCCUCCUUUACAAACCCUCCGUAAAGGAAAAGAGGGAAAGGCAAAAAGGAGAGAAACCUCCUCUCUCUUCCCUUCCCCCACCCACCUCUGCAAUCUCCUCUCUCCUAACCCUUAAGGCCGAAGGCCAGAUAGUCAGCAUAAACCCUCCGACGCAACGAUAUUUGACACUGAGUGCAAACUACAGCUGGGGCACCUCAUUUAACACAAUGCUUGCUUACAGAAAGGAAGGACGCGGGUUUGAUUUCCAGGACUCGAACAAUACUCUCCUUAAAAUAACUGAUGAAAACGGCAUUGCCGUUGCCUUAAAGACAAGGCUCAGAAUGCGCACAAGAGACGAUCCCGUCUCCAGCGAGGACCCAAAAUAGUCCUGAAAACACACAAUGAAAGAGAAAAAAGUCGUCAGAGUGCUCUUUGUAAGAGAAGAACAGGCAGGAGACAGGAUGGUUGUAAAAUGGCAGCCAUUUGUGGGCUUACGUUGCAAGCACUGCAGCCUUCGGUCCACUCUUACCGUUAGCCCGUUCCAGGCGUUCAGAUAGUGGAAUGAGGUUCGAAGUCAGAGUUUGGGAAAAAAAUAAGUAGGAAGAGAGGGAGAGAGAGAGGGGUAGGGAGAGGGAGACGGAGAGGGGUAGGGGGAGGGAGACGGAGAGGGGGAGGGGGAGAGGGAGAGGGAGAGAGAGAGAGAGAGGGAGAGGGAGAGGGAGAGGGGAGGGGAGAGGGGAGAGGGGAGGGAGGGGAGGGAGAGGGAGAGGGAGAGGGAGAGGAGAGGGAGAGAGAGGGAGAGGGAGAGACGAGGCGGGGAACCUUAGAUCUCAGCCCUAUACCCCGCACCUCUCUGUUUUUCUUGCUCACCACUCUUUGUACCAUCCCUUCCAUCUGCGCGCCUAGGUUGACAGGCUUGAAGGUUAGUGAUAAGCAGCAUUUGUUUGUAUAGUAUAUUUUUAAUCCUAGACAGAUGGACGCUUCUACGAGCUUUCCUGCACUGUACUUACUUUUACAAACAAGCUUAACAAUAACAUAGUUAUACGGUUAUUUCUGCUUUCAAUCUUACUAGCAUUGACUUCCUAGACCGCAUUGGGGGCGGACCGACUUCAUAUAAAACAAAUGUUAUCACGCGAUCAAAUGGAGACAGCUACUGGUUUUGCCCAGCCCUCUUUCAAACCGCCUGCGCUAUAGAUAUCACUUACUUUCCAUUCGACAUGCAGACCUGUCAUCUCAAAUUUGGUUCUUGGUCUUCAGGCAGUCAGGAAAUAAAAUUGUCGACAAGACCAAUGAAUAAAUCGACUAUAUCAAAAGAGUACGUGAACAAUGGUGAAUGGCAACUCAUCAGAGUCGCAUCCGAAAAAAAUGUCUUUCAGUACAAAAAUGGGCCAUAUGAUGACAUCACUCUCACCUUGGUGAUAGCCCGUGUGUACUUUACUUACUUUGUGAACCUGAUUGUCCCAUGCUUUCUCAUUUCAACCAUGAUAUUUCUGGGAUUUAUUCUUCCACCAGAGUGCGGGGAAAGAAUUGGUUUGAGCAUAACGGUACUUCUUGCCAUGACUGUCUUCCAGCAAUUAACAGCAAACAUUUUCCCCUCGUUUGAUUUCCCACUCCUCGGUCAGUACUAUUUUGCUACAAGCGUUGAAAUAAGCUUUUCGUUGGUGGCAACAACGAUUGUUUUGAACUUCACGGCCAGCAAAAACAAGAAGAUGCCAAGUUGGUUGCGUAAACUACUGUUAAAGUGGUUGGCGCGUGUUGUUUUCCUGAGAAACACCGUGGAACGAAGCUGUCCUAAACCCAACAGACGCAGAAGAUCGAUGCGAGGCAAGAGCGUGAGGCAGCAUAUGAGAAGAAACGCCCCAGGUGCCAGACAAAAUGGAUCUGUUGCACAGAUGAUUUUCGAUGAAGCUAGUUCCAAAGAAAAAAGGGACGACCGGCUAGUUGAAGAGUUGAAUAACGUCUUUAUAGUAUCAAAAAACCUUGACUGCGGUGGCAUGCGUUAUGCAAACUCCAUCACGUCCAGUGAAUUAAAUGGCCACGGUCCUGGUAAUUUAGUCCUUAGCAAUGCUGAAUAUGAGGAGGUAUGGGAUGAGAUGGAAGUGCCAUUCACGGGAGUCUUGGAUGAGAAUGGCGAGGAACUGGAGGAGGACGAGUUGACCUUUAGACAGUGGGAGUGGGUCAUGGCCGCGCGAGUCCUGGAUCGAGCGUUGCUGUGGGUCUCUAUAAUUACGGGUAUCGUGACGUUUGUGGCAAUUUUCAUGCGAGCGCCUCGCUUGCAAGACAUACUUUUUGGUUCGUGA
Porites lobata is the source of this 16429-nucleotide messenger RNA. Lineage: Eukaryota; Metazoa; Cnidaria; Anthozoa; Scleractinia; Poritidae. The record is from the annotation of a GenBank genome assembly.